Molecule: messenger RNA, 616 nt
Organism: Drosophila serrata
Lineage: Eukaryota; Metazoa; Arthropoda; Insecta; Diptera; Drosophilidae
Source: RefSeq, a predicted model, not a curated record
CCUCUUGCCGAGCUUAGUCGCUUUUCCGUGCUCCAACUUGCCCCCAAAACCGGUUUCGCCGUUUUUGGUUACUUUUCGUGAAAAUUUAAUCAGCAUUUAAGAUGAAAAUCGAUCUGAUCGUGGACCAGGGACCGUGCCAAACGGAGCUCAGGAGCUGGUGCCUGGGCAUUGCCAUAUACUCGCUGAUAUCCAUGACAUUCAGCGUGCUCUUCGCUCCAACGGUUGUAAACUUUGUUGGCUUUGCCAUUGCCGUCAUCGCUAACGUGCUCCUGCUGAUCGGAACCCUUAAGGAAAAGCGAUUGCUCCUCCUGGGGUGGCUUAUCUUCGCCCUGAUUGAAGCCAUCUCGUUUCCCUUUGCCGUUUUCGGUGUGAUCUUCCACUAUGGAGGCUAUCGCGAGGCCACCGGUUUCAACAACAUCUUCGGGGCCCUAUUCGUGUACAUCAUAUCGAUCUUAAUCGUUGCGUUCUGCGCCCGCCUCAUUUACUCGCACUACGUCCAGCUGAAGAACCGCGAGACGAGCAGUCCCAGGACCACGGCCGUGGUUUAGGCUGGAUUUCGACUUAACUUAGUUAGUUAGUUUGGCAAUAAAUAAUUCGCUUUUGUGUUUUGAUUGCA